AUUGCUAGUGUCACUUGCUAGAUCUCCGUGAAAUUAAUCAUUUCAAAAAAAAUGGAUCGGAAAUGUGCAAUCGCAUUUGCUCUUAUUUGCGUCGUUGUCGCCGGUGUCGGUGGCCAGUCUCCGGCGGCCGCACCGACGACAACUCCAGUGUCGGCUGCGCCAACGACGACUCCAGUGUCUGCUGCUCCACCGACAACAGCUCCCGUUAAAGCUCCUGUUGCAGUCCCUGUAACAGCCCCAGCAAAAGCCCCGGCCAAGCCGAAGUCGCCAGCUCCCGUCACAGCGCCGGCAACGGCUCCUGCUAAAGAGACAGUUCCUGCUCCUGUGGAGGCACCGACAUCAACACCUCCCGCGGCUGCGCCCAAGAGUUCGCCGCCAGCUCCAGUUCCAGUGGCGAAAUCACCUCCAGUGGCUGCCCCAGUAACUGCUCCCGAGGCCGCUCCUGUCACUCCAGUGGCUGCCCCAGUAACUGCUCCCGAGGCUGCUCCUGUCACUCCAGUGGCUGCGCCUACUACUCCCGUGGAGGUGCCGGCACCGGCUCCAAGCAAGAAGAAGAAGCCGACAAAGAAGCACAUUGCUCCUGCUCCUGGCCCCUCUCUGUUGAGCCCUCCUGCGCCACCAACGGAGGCUCCGGGACCUAGUUUGGAUGCAUUGUCUCCUGGCCCGUCUACGGUCGCCGAUGAGAGUGGAGCAGAAGCGAUCAAACAGACAUUAUUGGGUGGAUUGGGCAUUGGAUUGGCUGUGAUGGGUUUGAUCUUCUAGAGAGAUGAUGCUUUACUUUUUUACUUUUUUACUGUUUUUAUGUUCAUCUGUAUUACUUUUUUACCACCCCGGAUUAAAUUUAAUUGCCAUUUGUUUGAUUGAUUAAAAUUAGUAUUUAUUAUUAUGGUUGAGGGGGCAUGACUGUUUUUAUUUGUUUA
Messenger RNA from Mangifera indica (mango), 920 nucleotides. Its product is annotated as lysine-rich arabinogalactan protein 18-like. The transcript has 2 exons. Gene Ontology annotation, cellular component: plasma membrane. Lineage: Eukaryota; Viridiplantae; Streptophyta; Magnoliopsida; Sapindales; Anacardiaceae. The record is from RefSeq and is a predicted model, not a curated record. The coding region runs from base 52 to 762 and encodes 236 amino acids.